This is a messenger RNA of Paracoccidioides brasiliensis Pb18, 1029 nucleotides long. RefSeq lists its product as uncharacterized. The transcript has 3 exons. The record is from RefSeq and is a predicted model, not a curated record. Bases 1 to 1029 code for a protein of 342 amino acids.
AUGGCUCCCGAUCUAAAUUCUGUUCCUCCGUCCCCGCUACCCCGAGGCACCACCGGCUCGACUUCAUCUCAACCUUCCCUCUCAGCAUCUCGACGUGUCUCGCAAGUCAUGGGCCCACCUCCAAUUCCUCAUUUUCCCACAUCUCCCAGUGUGCCUGUGGGCGAUAAUACUGGUGUGGGAAUGGGACCAGGUCCACUCCGACAUCCUCGCCCUCUAACGGUCGCUGAUCUACAUUUGGAGUUAGAAAAAGAGCAGGAAGCAGUAGUCAAUCGCCUCACACGGGAACUCACUCUCCUCCGCCAACAGACAGCCUCAGUAGCAUCAACUGCAUCCUCAACGUCAACAAACGUCAAUGACCCGUUGGAUCCGCAACAUCCAACGCCAUCACGCCACCGAUCGUCUUCCAGCAUUAGUUCUCGGAGCAUUGCGGGCGCGACAUCAGGAGCCUUGGCAGGAGGGGUAACAAGUAUUGCCCCAUCUCGCGAACGAGACACACCAUCCUCCUCGCGGCCGUCCCUAGAUAUAGCCCGGGGAAGCCUCAGCCGUGAGGCAUCCGUCACGUCACGCCGACGAUCUGGCAAUGCCUCCCCAUCCCUCUCCUCGUCGUAUCAGCCACACAACGAGCCUUUCCCAUAUCAUCUUUCUAACACCAGCUCUUCCCACACCUCAUCGCACCCAUACUCCAACUCCCAUCGCCCUUCAUUAACAUCCCAUGCCGUCCCAAACCCAACCUCCCAACCACCUGCCACGACAGACCACGCACGAUCCGGCUCCAUGUCAUCUCCCGCAGCCAUGUCACGGUACGAAGAGGCUGCCCACCACCGCGCGGAACUGGAAGCCGUCAAGCGCGAAAAUGAAAUGCUUCGCCGUCGAAUUCGAGAGCUAGAAUCCAGUCUGAGGGAUUAUCGACAACCGCAGUCCCCUCGACAGCGUAUGGAGAGCUCUGGAGCUACGUCGAGUCUCACGACAGGUCUGCGCGAAGCGUCGAUUGCUGAUCCAUUGUCAAGCAAUGAAGCCCAGGUGCCGUAA